AUGACCGACAAUGACACUCCUAUUGACACUCCUAUUGACACUCCAGUCCAGGAUCGCUUACGGCGUCUCAUGCCGAGCUUGUAUAUACAUUUUGGAGGCAGGCAUUAUCAGGACUGCCUCAAGCUGUAUAAUCAUGCGCUGAGCGAGCAACCACAAGUCUGCGCCCGGCCGCGGACAGAACAAGAGGUCUCACAGCUGGUUCAGUUCUGUACUGAAGAAUCGAUUGCCUUUUCUGUUCGCUCAGGGGGUCAUGACUUCUUCGGUCGCUCCCUGGUUCACGACGGCAUACUAAUCGACAUGCGCGCAAUGGACUCGGUCAUAGUCGAGCCGGACCGAGCCAGCGCGCGAGUUGGUGGAGGGGUGAUUACCGGCGCCCUGCAGGAAACACUCGAACCCCACGGCUUAUUCACUCCUACUGGACAUGCAAAAUCCGUGGGCUAUGUUUCAUGGGCCUGCGGUGGAGGGUAUGGCUUCUAUGUUGGAACGUACGGGUUUGGGGUUGAUCAGGUCCUUGCGGCUCGAGUGGUAUUGGCGGGGGGCCACGUUGUUGAUACCGAUGAAGAUCCAGAAUUGCUGUGGGCGCUCCGCGGCUCCGGGGCAGGCACAUUUGGCAUCGUCACGGAACUUCGCGUGAAGGUGUACCAAGUGCCUAAAUUGUAUGCUGGCUUCCUAGCCUUCCCCCUGGCCGAGGCCACAACUGUCAUGGACAGGAUUGAAAAGCUCUUCGAGGAUGUCUUCCCCGAUGAAUUUAGCGGAGAUGCCAUUGCCGUGAAUCCUGAAAUGGCCCCGAUGCCGGUAGCUGAACCUUGUUUUAUUUUGCUUUGGUGCUGGACUUCUGUCAACGGAGACCUUGCGCCUGCGCAAAGCUUUCUUGAGCAGACGAUGCAGGCCGGCAAGGUUCUAGGCAACUCGGUGACGGAGACUACUCCAGCCGCCUUCGGCUUGAGUGAUUCAUCAUCAGCGACCUUCUUCCGCAGUCGAAAUGUCGAUCGGAUACAACAGAAACUUGGCGCCAUCCUUGCACGACACCCUCUACCGCAUCCACUGUCCGCUGUCAUCUUUCACAAUAACCAUGGCAAGGGGGUUCGGCAUGAAGUCGCAGACAAUGUCGGGGCGGUCUUUCCGAAUCGGCGCCGACACGUCAUUCUCGGGCUCCAUGGUGGCACUAGACCAGGCCAGGCUGAUGCAGAAGAGCUUGCCGACGCAGGCAGAUGGGUCACAGAAUUAGAGGAGGCUAUUGAUCAGAACGGUCUUUCCCUGCAAGGGGGGUUCUCUGCCUUUUGGCCCCCCAACCAGAUGGAUGUAGAAUGGUUCUUUGGGAGGCAGGCGGCGGCAAGAUUGCGGCGAUUGAAAACACGGCUGGAUCCGAAUGAUCUAUUUCACCGUGCGCUUCCCGAUCUCAAAGCAGGAUGA
Molecule: messenger RNA, 1413 nt
Organism: Penicillium argentinense
Lineage: Eukaryota; Fungi; Ascomycota; Eurotiomycetes; Eurotiales; Aspergillaceae
Product: FAD-binding oxidoreductase
Exons: 2
Coding region: 1-1413 (470 amino acids)
Molecular function (GO): catalytic activity; FAD binding
Source: RefSeq, a predicted model, not a curated record